Pieris macdunnoughi is the source of this 2577-nucleotide messenger RNA. Lineage: Eukaryota; Metazoa; Arthropoda; Insecta; Lepidoptera; Pieridae. The record is from the annotation of a GenBank genome assembly.
AUGAAGGACAUUGCGAAGCUUACUGUAAUUCUUGGAAUGUUCUGUAUUUGCCAAUCCUAUAUUCGUCAACCUAAUGUUGGUUCUGUACUUUUUUCACCAAACGAUUUGCAUAAACAUCGAUGGACGCAAAGCGAACUUGCAUCAUUACGUGCUCGAAGACAUUUUCAAAACUUAAUACCGUCCCCUAAGCUUACCCAUUCUAUAUCCGAUGAAUAUUUGUCACAUCUCGUUAACUACGUAGAAAACUGUUAUACCACAGUGAUUGAUGAAGCUGUUAAUCCAACAGAAAAAGAUCUUAUGACCAAUGCUCUAUCUGACGUCGUUGGUGGAUACCUAAAGGUAUGGGUCUUACCUAUUACAAAAUACGCCUACUACGGGGGAACAAUUAGUCCUAUUAACGCUAUAAAACUCUUUCAAAUGUACGAUAACAUCAAACAAAGCUUAAAAACAGAUGGAAGAACAUGGAGUAACCCAAAUGCGGACUCCCUUCAAACCGUUACUAUCAAUAUUGCGUCCAAUCCACAUGAAUGGUUCGCAAGGAGUACUCGUGAAUCUUGUGAUAAUCUCUCAUAUUAUGAAAAAACAGAUAAAGGCCUAACCAUACCACUACCUUACAUCAACUGGGACCUAUUUCCACAAACAAUGUUUAUACCUUUGAAGGACCAGUCGUUGAUACAAUUAAAUUCUCCAAAUUCUUCGAAUGCACUCUUGGAUUACUAUAAUGUAGCUACCAGUUGUAUACAUUCUCUAAAUAUAGGUACUAUUGAUGACUUUGGAUCGAGAUUCCAAAUAUGGUUAUCAACCGACGUGGUGCCGCAUUUAAAAGAUGAUGAUUUAUAUGUUGCAUUUGGCAGCUGUCUAUCGCUUCUCAACAAAACAAAAGGCUUGUAUGGUAACGUGGUAAAUCUUUGUGAUAACGCCUACUCGAACUUACGCUGUAAAGCUGCAUCAGCUGGUUUUCCAAUUCCUCUUACAAAAAAGAGUAUGCUCAUAGCUUUUAUAUUAUUGAUAGAAGUCAUUUGGUGUAUACCAGUAUUGUACUACUUAUUGUGUGGAAAAAAACCGAAAAAGAAACGAGGGGUCAAACAAUUUUUUUCAUAUUUUAAAAAGGAUCCAACUACUUUACACGGUGUUAAACUAUUUGUAAAACCGAGAACUAGAAAUUUGGAGCUUGAUGUGGAGUUUCCCACUUAUGAUCACAAAUACUAUAUGAAAUCUACUUCUACAAAUAUGUCACGAAAUAAUGUUUUUAAUAAUUUUACACAUAUUAAUGAAUCAUUAAAAAAAUGUCUCGCGAAUUCAAGUGAAUCCAAACAUGCAAUAAAUAACAAUGUGUGCCCGAACAUAAGUGCCAAGACCUCGAAUUCACGUAGAUGUAAUUGCAAACCUACAUGCGAUAAUAUAACAUCAUGUUACAUUACUAACAGCAAAGCAAUGAAUAGCAGUUCAAAUUUUAAUUCUACACCUUCAUCUUUUAUUCUUUUAGAAGAAAAUGAAAUCAAAAACUUAUCGUAUACUCAUGCUACAUUAUCUGUGUCUAAAAGUACACUUAAAAGCAGGCCUGACAUGAAACUUUGCUCUAGUCUAAACUCUGGCAAGGGUUCUAAGAGAUGUCCAUGCACCAGUUGCAUUAAAAAUAGUACAGAGAGAAACGUACAGCUUUGCCAGUCUUUCGAAAAUAUCGAAAAAACUAGCAUUAAAGUUAAAAACCCUAUAGUAAUGAAAAUAAUAAAUGAAGAUAAAAAAAAGUGUAUUCCGUCCUUUGAAAAACAUCUAACACAAAAAUUAGACCGUGUUCAAACUGAUUCAACAAAAGGGAAAGAAUUAAAAAAAGAUGGAAGUACAAAUCAAAAUAAAACUAAAAUUUUGAAAUGUUCAUUAAAGAAGAAAGGAGACGAAAAUAAUGACAAAACGUUACCUGUUACAAAAAACAAUAUUCUCCAACCUGAAAAAUUCACAGGUAAGGCAACAGAGAUUUCUACAGAAAACCAUGGUAAUAUACAAUCGGGUAAGAGCAAUAAAUUGUUGCCUGUCAAAGAUAAUAAACAAAAUAGUAAGGCUUUAAAAACCUGUUUACAAAAUAUCAAAACUGACAAAAUUCAAACACCGACAUCAUCAAUAAAAACAAAGAUUACCACAAAAGUGUCAACAAGAGACAAAUCCGCCAUAGCAGAAGUUCCAAAAGAACAUAAAAAUAUACAAAAUUUCAUAGCAGACAACGGUAAACCUGUUUUUAAAGUAACCAAAAGUAUAAAAACAGAAAUUUCUAAUAUAGCCAAAGCCGAUAAAUCUUCUAUAAAUAAUGCCACGCGGAAAGAAAUAUCUAAACAUCAUUCCGCUAUACCUAAACCUAGUAAUUUACCUCAUAAAACUAUUAUUUCUCCAGAGUCAGGUAAAAAAACAUUAAUACCCAAGCCAUGUAAAAUACCAAAAAGAAUACUUACAACGCCAUUAAAGGAUCUUAAAGAACCAAUUGCAACUUCACCCAAAACGCUCGGCAAAGUACGCAAAAAAGCACUAGACGACAGCGCCAUUAAGAAAACUAAUAAAAACAAUAAAUUAAACACUACCUUAUAA